GUAGAAGGUCGCAAAACUAACUAUAUAAAUGCUUCUUAAGCAUUAACAGUAUUAGUGUUUUUUUGUAUGGUUCUAUGCCAAUCAAACAUAAUAAAGUAUAAAAAUCAGAAGUCCUCUGUACAAAUCAGCAAUUAUGACGAUAUCUGUUCAAAUUUUUCUCUUUUCAAGUUUACUGCUAUCAGUAUUUUUUGGUACUAGCGAUUGUGAAAUUGUUUUAGAGAUAGGUGACAUUGCUGUUUUUUUUUGCGAUGAACGUGUCGUGGCAAACUGUGUGAAGUACAACGGAAAUAAUUACGAUCUCGGGGUGGGCGUAUUGAUUAGAAAAAUGUCAACGAAGCACCGGAGGUACAAAGAUUUUGUAAAUAAUGCCGAUGACGAAGGAAGGUAUAGUCUUGAAGACUCAGAAAAAAUACAUGACAUUAUUGAAUUGGACACUUGUUUUCCAUUUUUGAAUAUAUUAAGGUAAUAUUAUCCAAAUUUUGUUAUCAUACAAUUCAUUACUAUAUUAUAUGCAAUUGAAUUCCAAUAUUCUACACACAUUUAACUAUAAAUUAUUUAUUAUAGUAUUUUAUGUAGUUAAAACCAAUAAACCAUA
Molecule: messenger RNA, 595 nt
Organism: Adelges cooleyi (spruce gall adelgid)
Lineage: Eukaryota; Metazoa; Arthropoda; Insecta; Hemiptera; Adelgidae
Exons: 7
Coding region: 134-466 (110 amino acids)
Source: RefSeq, a predicted model, not a curated record